UACCACAGGGAUCCAGGGAAUGCUACCCGAAUUUUGGAAUUUCUUCUUUUGGGAUUAUCACAGGAACCAGAGUUGCAACCUCUCAUGUUUGGUCUUUUUCUCUCCAUGUACCUGAUAACUGUGUUUGGAAACCUGCUGAUCAUCCUGGCUGUCAAUCUAGACCCCCAUCUCCACACACCAAUGUACUUCUUCCUCUCGCAUCUGUCCUUUGUGGACAUUUGUUUCACCUCUACCACCAUCCCCAAAAUGCUGAAGAAUAUACAAACAGAGAACAAAGUAAUAACCUAUGAAGGCUGCAUUAUCCAGAUGUAUUUUUUUAUGCUGUUUGCAGGGCUGGACGUCUUUCUGCUGACCGUGAUGGCCUAUGACCGAUUUGUGGCCAUCUGUCACCCCCUACACUACACAGUCGUCAUGAACACCCGGCUCUGUGGACUGCUGGUUCUGGUGUCCUGGAUGAUGAGUGCCCUGAAUUCCUUGACCCAAAGCUUAAUGGUUUUGUGGCUGUUCUUCUGUACAGACUUGGAAAUCCCCCACUUUUUCUGUGAACUCAAUCAGAUGGUCCGACUUGCCUGUUCUAACACGUUUCUUAAUGACAUAUUCAUGUAUUUUGCAGCUGCGGUGUUAGAUGGUGUUUCCCUCACUGGGAUUCUUUACUCUUACUCUAAGAUAGCUUCUGCCAUACGUGGAAUCUCAUCAUCUCAAGGGAAGUAUAAAGCAUUUUCCACCUGUGCAUCUCACCUUUCAGUUGUCUCCUUAUUUUAUUGUACAGGCUUAGGAGUGUAUCUUAGCUCUGCUGCUACCCACAGCUCACACUCAAGUGCAGUCGCCUCCGUGAUGUACACUGUGGUCACACCCAUGCUGAACCCCUUCAUCUACAGUCUGAGGAACAAAGACAUAAACAGGGCUCUGAAAAGAAUCACUGGGAUGACAGUUAUAUAA
This is a messenger RNA of Hippopotamus amphibius kiboko, 939 nucleotides long. RefSeq names its product olfactory receptor 7A17-like. The record is from RefSeq and is a predicted model, not a curated record. Gene Ontology annotation, biological process: G protein-coupled receptor signaling pathway. Bases 85 to 939 code for a protein of 284 amino acids. The transcript has a single exon. Gene Ontology annotation, molecular function: G protein-coupled receptor activity; olfactory receptor activity. Gene Ontology annotation, cellular component: membrane. NCBI's taxonomy places the organism in Eukaryota, Metazoa, Chordata, Mammalia, Artiodactyla, Hippopotamidae.